Penicillium antarcticum is the source of this 1143-nucleotide messenger RNA. RefSeq lists its product as uncharacterized. Bases 1 to 1143 code for a protein of 380 amino acids. The record is from RefSeq and is a predicted model, not a curated record. The transcript has a single exon. NCBI's taxonomy places the organism in Eukaryota, Fungi, Ascomycota, Eurotiomycetes, Eurotiales, Aspergillaceae. Gene Ontology annotation, biological process: protein N-linked glycosylation. Gene Ontology annotation, cellular component: mannan polymerase complex. Gene Ontology annotation, molecular function: alpha-1,6-mannosyltransferase activity.
AUGUUAUCAAUCACCAACUUGAACAACUCGCGCUUGCGCCUGGCAAUCCCCAUUGUCGUGAUUUUCACGCUCGUCUUUCUCUUUUACGCGGACUGGAAGCCCAUCAACAAAGCCAUCCUCACCUCCAACUCCUCCUCAGGGGCGAUUGCGACCGGCAACACGGGUUCAGCUCCCACUCCACCGCCCGAAAUCCCUGCGGAUCAUCCGUCACCCAGCAAAACCAAAUUUCGCUAUUCCAACACAAACACUUCAAUUUCUAAUAUUCCCGAUAAAGUUUGGCAUUCCGCAAAGACGGAUAGCAUAUCGGAGAAUCAACGCCAAUGGGUCAACAGCUGGUCAAGCUCGACCCCGGAAUGCCGCCAAGAAUUGCUUACCGAUCGCUCCGGUGAGGCGUUUGUUCGCGCAUACUACCAAGAGACACGGCCAGAUAUUGUUGAAGUCAUUGAAACGCUCUCAAUCCCAAUUUUACGGGCGGAUCUGCUUCGUUAUUUGAUUGUUCUCGCUGAGGGUGGGUACUGGAGUGAUUUGGAUGUCACAUUGGACAAACCACUUUCUGACUGGGUGCCCUCGGAGUACAAAGGUCGGAAUAUCGACAUGAUUGUCGGUCUGGAAUUUGAUUUUGCAUACCGCGGCCCGGAAGCUGAGGUUGCAUCGCAAUUCUGCAACUGGGUGUUUGCUGCGCAGCCGUCAUCUCGCAAUUUGCUUGUUGUUGUUAAUGCUGUUAUCAACAAAUUGAAGGAGAUCGCCACGGCAAAUCAUGUGUCAAUUGCCGGUAUCACCUUGGAAAUGUUCAAAGAUGUUGUGAACGUGACUGGACCUAAGAUCAUGACGAUCGCGCUCCUGGAAAGCCUCGGACAACUGCUAAACAGGACCGUCGAUGACCGCGAUUUCUCGGGUAUCAAACAUCCAAAGCUGGUCGGUGAUGUCUUGAUCAUGCCAGGUGUCUCAUUUGCUGCUGCUCAGAAUGGGUUCCCUACAGACCAAGGUGAUGCCCUUGUGACACACCAUUACGAGGGCUCGUGGAAGCAAGCAGAUGCCGAAGCGAAGGAAAGAAAAAAAGCAAAAAGAGCAAGAGGAACAACAGGCACAGAACCACCAAGGAUGAAACGAAGCACUGUAAUAAUAAUCUGCUGUACAAAUUGA